AUGGAAGGAUCCAAGCAAGCUGGAAGAGGAAGGAAAGCUGCAAAGAAUAAAAGUACUCCAUUCCAGUUUAAGAAGGCUGGUUUUAAAUCUAAAUUGAAGGCUAAGGCAAAUACAAAUUUAAAACAAAUGAUUUCAGCUGAUUCUAACAAGUUUGGAAAUGUAGUUGGAUCAUAUAAUUUUAUUGAAAGCGGAUAUAGUAUCAAACCAGCUAAGAAAUAUUGAAAUUUCACUGGCUUCCAUGCUAAAUAUACUGAUAAAAAGACAAGAUUGAGUUAUUUCUCCUUCGACCUAUUCAACGCAGUAGAGAAUAUUACUUAUGAUCAGCUCAAGCAGAGAGACAUGUUUAAUAGUAUCUAAUUUUAAAAUUUAAAGAAUUCCUCUUUGUUGG
Moneuplotes crassus is the source of this 388-nucleotide messenger RNA. The record is from the annotation of a GenBank genome assembly. NCBI's taxonomy places the organism in Eukaryota, Ciliophora, Spirotrichea, Euplotida, Euplotidae.